UAAAUCAUUUUGCAGAUCAAUAUCGGUAAGUAAUGUUACUCUGAUUCAUUUUAAAGUAUUAGUCCAUGAUUGUGAUGAUUACAUUUCAAGUCCAGAUCUGUUGUAAAAGAAAAUUGAAUUUUCUUGAAAGAUAGGGCAAUCGGGAAAAUAAAAUUAUAUUAUAUUUUAGAGAUAUUAGAUAUUGUGUUAUGGCUGAAGGUGGAAUUAGAAGUGAUGUAAAGGUUGCCAUUCUAACAGUGGCACACGGCAAUUUUUUGUUUGAUGAGGAUGAGGAUGAAGUAGAUGUAAAUGUUAAUGAGAAGGUCGAGAAUUUUGCUGAACUGAUUGUGCCUCAGUACUCUGACAAACAGUUUCAGCAACACUUCAGAAUGAAACCGAGUACAUUUGAAGAUUUUCUGCAGAAAUUAAGCCAUGUGUCUCAUAAGUCUGUUGGUCCAGGGCCUCCAGAAAUUAAGAUUGAAAAGCAGGCAAUGAUCACUCUUUGGUGUUUGGCCAACAUGGAAAGUUUUCGCUCUGUAGGAGAUAGAUUUGGGGUGACCAAAUCCACCUGCUGGGAGGUGUUAUAUCGGACAUGCCACAGAAUACUGGCAACGAAUGAAAUUUUCAAAAUAAUCUGCUGGCCAACAGGGGAGAGAGCAUUAUCAAUAAUGCAGUCUUUUCAAGCACUCAGUGGAUUAAAUGAAUAGGACUACCUCGGCGGGUACCGAGGUUUUAAUUGUUUUAUAGGUUUCUCGUCUUCGAGUCUCAACUCGGAACUAUGAAAAAUUUGUUUCUUGAGGAUGGACGAAGGGUUUGGCAACAGAAUCCACGAAGGAUUCUCUUCUUCUUUUCCGGGCUUAGUAAUCUUAGUGAAAUAAUACGUACAUAUCCUCAAGAUAACUACCUAG
Molecule: messenger RNA, 887 nt
Organism: Coccinella septempunctata (seven-spotted ladybird)
Lineage: Eukaryota; Metazoa; Arthropoda; Insecta; Coleoptera; Coccinellidae
Exons: 3
Coding region: 189-686 (165 amino acids)
Source: RefSeq, a predicted model, not a curated record